AUGGGUAUGAAGGAAUUGGCUGGAUCCAUUCAGGCAUUCGAUCGAGAAAUUGAGAGAUUGAGACAACUGGAGAGCGAACUCUCAACUCCACGAAAACCGGUGCCCAAAAAGAAGAUACAAGAAGAAAUUGAAAGAUGGAAUUGCAAGAAUGAUGGGUUCGUCACUAACAUCAGUUUCUACGAUAACAAUUCCCAGGAAUUCCUCCGUGGAAAUGCAACAUUAAGGGAGCAGUAUGAAAAGUGGGUUACUCAUUUUGAAGAAGGAUUUUCAGAAAAAUGGAAUUUCAGUUGA
Caenorhabditis briggsae is the source of this 291-nucleotide messenger RNA. The transcript has 4 exons. Lineage: Eukaryota; Metazoa; Nematoda; Chromadorea; Rhabditida; Rhabditidae. Bases 1 to 291 code for a protein of 96 amino acids. The record is from RefSeq and is a predicted model, not a curated record.